Brassica napus (rape) is the source of this 1545-nucleotide messenger RNA. RefSeq lists its product as uncharacterized. The record is from RefSeq and is a predicted model, not a curated record. Gene Ontology annotation, molecular function: protein dimerization activity. Bases 1081 to 1527 code for a protein of 148 amino acids. Lineage: Eukaryota; Viridiplantae; Streptophyta; Magnoliopsida; Brassicales; Brassicaceae. The transcript has 4 exons.
GCAUAGAUUUUAGAAAUAGUUUAUAUACUAAAAAUGUUUACCUUUGUAUCAUCAUUUUUCAUUCCAAAUACUUUAAUAUAUAGUUAUUUAAAAAAAAAUUAUAUUUAAAUUUCAAUAUCGCGGAGGUUCCUAAUCCUAGUAUUUUUAAUAGAAAACCGACAACAAUUCAAGACAAUAGAGGUCGAUCUACAUUCAUACUUUUUUUAGUAAAAUAAUGAGUGGUGAGAUGAGUUUGUUGUUUUAAUCCCAUGCCUGGCUGGUAAUGGCAUAUCUUUUUGUUAAAUUUGGUAAUGGCAUAUUCCUUUUACAAGAUGCGAAUUCUCCCAACAUCUUUAUAUAGACUUUCCCAUUUACAUCAUCUCCUUCCACGUUUUCCCAAUAUAUUAAUUUGAUUUCUUUCAAUGUCAUCCCUACACCAAUGGCAUUACAUUCUUUUAUUCCCCUUUACACCAAUAAUCUAUACAUUUUUUUCCAAUAUUUCAUUUUAUCCUCACUUAAAAAUGACUUGCAGAGUCGUAUACUUUGAACUCAUAUACAUCUCUACAUAUAAAUGCACUGUUCAUAAAGUUUUAAUGUCGGUCUACUAUAUAUAAACUACGUUAGAUUUGUAUUCGUUUUCAUAUACAAUUUAGGAAAGACAAUAUUACUAUUAUCAACAGACACGCGGUACAGUAGUAAUACUAAAGCUGAUUAAUUAUUGAAGAAAAAUAAUAUUUUAAAGAAAAAGUGAAAAGAACACUAUGGCUUAUGUAAUGGGUGCUUUCAAUCUCUCUUUUAAUGUGUCUUCAAGACCAUAAAAACCCUAAGACCACCUCCAUUGGUGGUUCCAAGGAGGGGUUCUAAAGUGAAAAAGCAAAAAAAAUAAAUCAAAAAUGCUAAAAUCAGAGAGAACCGCUGUCUAACUAAGAGGAAGUAGAGUUGUUAGAAACCCCAUACGUGUCGUUUUAUUAUUGGAUUUUCUCUUUUGUGCCUUCUUCGUCUUCUCUUCGUCUUCUCUUCGUCUUCGUUCUUUGUUUUUUUUCUGGUCUGAGAAAUCGAUGGGGACAACAAAUCGGGUGGGGAUCAUUUUCGGUGGUGUAGAUGAAACGUGGUUGCUAUCAAGGAGAUCGCCAUGGAAAUUGCGACGUUGGGGAUUUUCAUCUCGAGGAAGAUCAGUCACCCCAACGUCAUCCGCUUCGUCGACAUGAUCGAGCUUCACCACAACAGCUACGUAGGGAAAGGAUAGCUGAAAGGAUCAUGGCGCUUCAAGAACUUGUACCCACUGUUAACAAGGUCUCUAUCUUUCACCUUCUCUACGGCAGCGCAAGAUGCUGGAUUCAGAUACUAUGGAGACUCGUCUCUUGCUUUUGCAAGUGGAGCCAAGACACACAUGUGACAUCUAAAAAGACAGUAGCAUGUGACACAAAUGAACAACAAUCUGAUCCAAUCUCAGUUCCAUGUUUGUUCUUUUUCUAUCACUUCUUGUCUCUGGAACUUUGUUGUCAAAACGAAACAUUGUGCUUGAUUAUUAGUGUUUGUGAAACAUAGGCCAUGAACAUUUGAAUG